UAGUGAGCCACUCACAUGAGCGCAGGAAUCUAUAUAUCUGCGCUCUUUCAUCCCUUCUCGCCUCAGAAAAAGACGUCUGUGAGUAUUUGUCACUUAUUGUAUAAGAUUUAACAAGCGGGGACACAAAACUGCAACCAUGUCUGAAGGGACCCCGAAACCAAAGCCAAAAAUCUCGGCAUCUCGCAGACUGUUCUUGAAGACCAAACUGCUAAAGAAGGCCAUGACUCUGCUGGAGAGUGAGAAGCAAGUCAGAAAAGAUGAACGAGAGAGGAUCCUUGGUGAGAGAGUUCCAGCCCUUCAAGUAUCUGGCCUGUCUAUGCAGGACCUACAGAAUCUUUGCAAAGAACUACACCAGAAAAUUGAUGUGGUUGAUGAGGAGCGGUAUGACAUUGCAUCUAAAGUGUCAAAAAAUGACAUGGAGAUUCAGGACCUGUCUCAGAAGAUCUAUGAGCUGAAGGGUAAGAUGAAGAGACCAAACCUGAAGAGGGUGCGGGUGUCGGCUGAUGCCAUGCUGGGAGCUCUGCUGGGCGCUAAGGUCAAAGAGUCAGUGGACUUCAAGGCCAACUUGAAGACGGUGAAGAAAGAGGAGGAGAAGAAAGAGGAAGUGACCGACUGGCGUAAGAACGUGGAGUCCAUGUCUGGUAUGGAAGGCAGGAAGAAGCUGUUCGAUGCUGGGCAGUAGAUUUGAAGUGAAGAUCUCUGUGAAGAUGCUGCUUCAAAACAAGUGGAACCAGUGAACUGUAUAAUGACAGUGAAAACAAAGAUCAGUAAAAGUGCAGGUUCUGGCUCAGUUCAUGUUUUAAGCGUUUGUUUGACUGGUCAUAAUGAACAAAGUGUCUACAGGAUAAUUCUAUGAAUACAUAUUAUAUUUGCAUAAUGUAUGCAAUGAAAAUAUAUGUAUUUAAUAUAAUAGUGCACUAUGCUG
Stegastes partitus (bicolor damselfish) is the source of this 925-nucleotide messenger RNA. Its product is annotated as troponin I, slow skeletal muscle-like. The record is from RefSeq and is a predicted model, not a curated record. The coding region runs from base 137 to 682 and encodes 181 amino acids. The transcript has 8 exons. Gene Ontology annotation, biological process: skeletal muscle contraction; cardiac muscle contraction. Gene Ontology annotation, cellular component: troponin complex. NCBI's taxonomy places the organism in Eukaryota, Metazoa, Chordata, Actinopteri, Pomacentridae.